Messenger RNA from Sinocyclocheilus grahami, 1600 nucleotides. It is a transcript of the gene atad1a, whose product is annotated as ATPase family AAA domain containing 1a. Gene Ontology annotation, molecular function: ATP binding; ATP hydrolysis activity. The record is from RefSeq and is a predicted model, not a curated record. NCBI's taxonomy places the organism in Eukaryota, Metazoa, Chordata, Actinopteri, Cypriniformes, Cyprinidae. Gene Ontology annotation, biological process: extraction of mislocalized protein from mitochondrial outer membrane. Gene Ontology annotation, cellular component: mitochondrial outer membrane. The transcript is spliced from 10 exons. The coding region runs from base 133 to 1287 and encodes 384 amino acids.
AAUGUAUUUUCCGGACGGUUCGUGUAGUGCGGUACACAAGUCGAUGUGUGUGGAUUACAGUGCUGCUGUGAAAUAUUGACACACCCAGUUUGUUUUUCUUGUCCAAUGGGCUGACAGCGGGGGUGGACCAAAAUGUUGAGUGACAUUCCUCGGGACGCCCUCCUCCGCCCUCUCACCCGGAAUGAGGUGGUGGGGAUGUUGGUGAGACUGACCAUCUUUGGAGCUGCAACAUAUUACAGCAUCAAAUGGGUGGUGGAGGCUUUUGACCCGACACAAAAACAAAAAAACCAGGCCAAGAAAAGGGCAGAGCAGUUGAUGAAGCAAAUAGGUGUAGAGGGCGUCAGUCUGACGGAGUAUGAAAUGAACAUCGCAACUCUUCUUGUCGAUCCACGCAGCAUCAAAGUAACCACCAAUACUGUUGUAGUGACCUGGAGAGAUGUUGCUGGACUAGAUGAGAUCAUCUCAGAGCUGCAAGACACUGUCAUCUUGCCUUUCCAGAAACGUCACCUCUUUUGUGGUUCCAAGCUCUUGCAACCUCCCAAAGGUGUACUAUUGUAUGGGCCACCAGGAUGUGGAAAGACUUUAAUUGCGAAAGCAACAGCGAAAGCAUCUGGAUGCCGCUUUAUUAAUCUCCAGGCCUCCACUUUGACUGAUAAGUGGUACGGCGAAUCGCAGAAGCUGACUGCUGGUGUAUUCUCACUGGCUGUCAAGAUUCAGCCCUGCAUCAUUUUCAUUGAUGAAAUAGAUUCAUUCUUGAGGAAUCGUUCCAGUAUGGACCAUGAGGCCACCGCUAUGAUGAAAGCCCAGUUCAUGAGUCUGUGGGAUGGACUAGACACAAACGCAAGCAGCCAGGUAAUGGUGAUGGGGGCCACAAACAGACCACAGGAUGUGGAUGCAGCAAUACUGCGCAGAAUGCCCACAACCUUUCAUGUAGGCCUGCCUAAUGCAGCUCAAAGAGAAGAAAUCCUUAGACUUAUUCUGUCUGGAGAAAAUUUAAGUAAUGCAAUUAACCUGAAAGAAAUAGCGGCUCAAACCGAGGGCUACUCCGGCAGUGAUCUGAAAGAGCUUUGCAGGGACGCUGCCAUGUACCGCGUUAGAGACUAUGUCCGCAAACAGCAGAUGAAACAGAUCGCACAACAGUUCCAGCUGGAUGAAGAAGAGCAUGUGGACAGCACGCAGCUGAGGCCCGUGACUCAACUGGACCUGCUGUUUGGCCUAGAUAAGAUGAGAGAAUCCAAACAGGCUACAGCUGACCCAGCAAAUCUGAGAGAGGUGCCUCUGGACUGAAAACCUCUCACUUUACACGCUCAUACACUCAUUUUAUCUCUCUCACUUCUUUCUUUCUGCCUCAUCUUUUGCCUUUCCUUUUUAAAUUAUUUUUCUUCGUCUUUCACAUUUGUUACAUCUUAAACAUUUUAAGUUUGCACUAUAAUGAAUUUACAGUCAGAUACUCAACAGUAACCAUGUGCAUAUUUAUAAGAACAGUAGUCAUUAAUAGUACACACACACUAAAUGGAGUUUCAUUAUUCUUGAGCAUUUUAAAUUGUUUAAGUUAUUUCUGUUAUGAUCAACUGUUGGUUGCAUAUUGUGUAGAAGCAGA